Leptopilina heterotoma is the source of this 1949-nucleotide messenger RNA. RefSeq names its product X-ray repair cross-complementing protein 5-like. The transcript is spliced from 12 exons. Gene Ontology annotation, biological process: telomere maintenance; cellular response to gamma radiation; double-strand break repair via nonhomologous end joining. The record is from RefSeq and is a predicted model, not a curated record. The coding region runs from base 119 to 1843 and encodes 574 amino acids. Gene Ontology annotation, cellular component: Ku70:Ku80 complex. Lineage: Eukaryota; Metazoa; Arthropoda; Insecta; Hymenoptera; Figitidae. Gene Ontology annotation, molecular function: telomeric repeat DNA binding; double-stranded DNA binding.
AAAAGUGAACAAUUAAUAAUUAAUAAGUGGAAGGAAGAGGAGAAUUGAAAGUCUUGAGAGAAAUUGUCAAAGUAUUGUUAUUGUCAACGAAAACAAAAGGUUUGGAACUAAUACAACAAUGCCACCAAAAAGGAAUGCUGCGGAGGCAGUGAUAUUUCUUGUCAACGUUGGACGUGAAACUGCCGAAAUUCUCGACAAUGAAAAUCAGUCAUUUUUGGACAAAGCCAAAACAGUCAUUCGGCAAAUUUUAGAGCGAAAAAUAUUUCUUCGAAAAAAAGACGCUGUCAAUAUAAUAUUGUUCGGCUCGAAUGAAACCGACAAUGAUGAAAAUAUUGAUAAUAUUUUUCAAUUUGAAUCUGGAUUGCAAGUUCCAGACUGGGAAAUGGUCGAGCGAGUUCUCGAUCUAAGAGCAACGGAACAUACUUCAAAUUGGGUUGAAGGAUUACACGUUGCCCUUCGAUUUGCUCAGUUUAAGUGCACUGAUUUCGAAGAUGUUAAAGUCAUUGUCAUUAACAACUUCAAAGAAAGCCAAGAUGUAAUUCAACAAUUUAAUGCAAAAGAUGUUGCCAGCGAAAUUUUCAGCUCACAUGUCAAGUUAAUGUUCAUAAGCAACGAGGAUUUAUUUGGAAGAAACAGGGAAGAUUUAAAUUUAAGUGAACAACUUGCAGUGAGAGUUUACCGUGAUGUCGAAAGAAUGACUCCUGGUGGUACUUCCUGCGCUUAUGAUCAAAUUGACAAUUAUCUGCUGGUGACUCGAUUCUAUAAGAAUCCACCGGUGAAACCUACUCCUUGGGAGAGUUUCAUGAAAAUUGGAAGUAUUUUAAUUCCCAUACAAUCCUACGUGAAGGUUACAGAGCCUGCUCCUUUUCCCAGUUGGAAACUAACGACUCGAAGUGAUUCUGUUGGAUUUCCUCCAGAGACCGAUGCCGGUGUUAAGCGCACCAGAGAACUCGUGGAUCGUCACAGAAAUGUUGUUGACGAAGCAAACACCAAUAAAGGCUAUAAAUAUGGUGGACAAUUCGUUCCUCUCACAGAUAACGAUAGAGAAAGGGCAAAACUCACGGGAACGGUAAAAUCUUUAACUGUUCGUGGAUUUGUGAAGAUAGAAGAAGUGUCAUUGGAACAUUGGUUUGCGAAAGGAGUGCAUAUUAUUGUUCCGGAAUGUAAUUCUCAAGCGAAGGAAAAAUUCUAUUCUUUAUUAAUUAACAUGAAAAAAUUAGGUUUGGUUGCAAUUGUGAGAAAAGUUUAUCAAACCAACAGUCAACCUAAAAUGGGUAUUUUAUUUCCACGCUUCGAGAAAGGUGAAAUUGCGUGCCUGGUGCACAUUGGACUUCCGUUCAUUGAAGAGCGACGUGUUUUAAAACCGAGAGAGGAAGUAAAUUCACUGAAUGAGGAGCAGAAGCAAGACAUUGAUAAUUAUAUUGAUGCAAUGACAAUCUCCGAAGAUGAUGAGCGUUUUCGGCCAGGAAGUUUUUGCAAUCCCUUUAAGCAAACUAAAUGGGAUCAUUUGUCUAAUCGUGCACUAAAUCGAGAUCCACCACUGAGUAUGGAUCAAUAUUUGAUUGAUUUGGUUUCCACCCCGAGAGACCUUUUGGAAAGAAGUCAGCCGGCUUUGGAAAGAUUGGCAACAUGGGUCAAGCCUAAACCUGUGGUUAUUAAAAAGAAAGAAGAUGAAAAUGAGCCCAUUGUCAAAGUUGAAGAAAAUGAUAUAAAAACCGAAGAAGAACUGAUACAAGCAGCAAUAGAAGCUGAAAAAGAAAUUAAAAAGAAGGAUGAAAUUUUCAAUGAAAUCAUGCAAACUUCCAUGAAUGAUGAUGAUGAUCAUCUUUUCGACGAUCUUUAAUGGACCAUCAAAAAUAUCUAAUUGAUUGGGCGAAUAAAUUACAUGAAAUGUAAUUAAUUAUAAAUAAUUUUGUAAAAUGGAUUUAAAUAAAACCUCUAUUUUGUAA